UCUUAUCAAAUGGUGUUUUUUUUUUUUAAUUAGGCUUGAGGACAGUGUUGUGAUGGUUAAACUAGAGUCGUGUUCAGAGUGACAGAAUGAUUUACAUCCCAGUGACUGAUGUUAGUUGAUAUUUAGAGCGUUACAUAUCUCUGCAAACAAGCUGCAGUUCAUGCAUAUUGUAAAAGUCCUCAGUGUUUUAUUUUGCAAUAUUUCAUAUAAUUUCAGGUUGCACCAGCAAGUUUAGGUUUAUUUUAUUUUUUUAUUGAAAUUAGACAGUGUUUGUUUGCGCUUCUUAGUUUAUUAUAAUUAGGCUUAAAUUGAUCAAGUUCGAUCUUAAAAUGUUGCUCACACUAAGAUUAAAAAAAAUCAGUGACAGCGGUGCCACGUGGGAGGUUAUGAAUCAUUUGGUGAUUUCACAUGCAGAGGUGUUUAGAAAACUGAAUUUCAACAGCGUGAAUUAAAUUCUGCAGCUCUAAUAAGAAAAAUAACGUCGAUGGAUUGGUACAUAAACUGACAGCAGCUAACAGCGGUUAUUCAAAACAAACUAUCAUUACAGUCUAAUAUUGAUGGCAGUGUUCGCCUGCUAUUAUGACUCGGACAUUACGUCUGUUGUAAUUAGCUCUUAGCUAUCAGGCCACCGUUGGAAGCGGUUACGCACCGUUGCGAAACUCCUGCGACGGCCUAUCUGUUAAGUCUGGCUUUUUCAUAUCUCCACCAACACGAUGUCCGGAUGCUACGGCCGUGAUGCUGUUGAUCGAGCCGAGUGCGGCAAAGACGACGACGGCAGCAGUUACACCUGUCCUCGCAACACCUGGCAGACGGGACAGGCAUGUCCGCGCAUGCUCCGUCGUCAGGUCGCUACAGCUUAAAGGACCUGGAUGCGCGUCCACCCUAUCAGUGGAGCUCGGAUCUCUACAGAGUUGGGAGCGAACGGCGCUGUCGUCAGGAGUACUUGUCUCUUCACCUGGACUGUUAUCACCGUCUUGUCUGCGCUUGGAUCAGACAUGCCUCGAUCCUUUUUGGUCAAAAGUAAGAAGGCGCACACUUACCACCAGCCCCGGACUUUCGAAGAUGACUACAGCAGGCUGGACACUAUACUGGCGCACAUAUGCUCAGAUGCUGAUAAGGUCCCAGAUGACACUGACGUGACGGUGGACACCUACGGCCUCUCUCCGGACUCCCACCUGACUGAGGCUGCAGAUUACUCACCGAAGUCCCCGCUGAGCUGCGCCGACAGUCUGUGCGGUCCCUCCCCGGAUUAUGAGGACUUCUGGAGGCCCCCGUCCCCAUCGGCGUCACCAGUGGAUUCUGAAAAAUCCCUGUCUCCACUGGUGGAUGAGAGCCAGCCUUUCACCGUUCCCUUCCGACCGUAUGCCUGGAGCAGCUACUCAGCACCGGGGCUUAGGCCUCUGGUGCAGCAGAGUCUCCAUCCUAGCGUGGAGGUGGACAGGGGCCCAGGAGCCAUGGGCUUUUACGGGGACGUGAGUGGCCACUCUGCUCUGUUUGCAGAAGAAGAGGGCUAUAACUACAGGCGGCACCCUGGUGUCCUGCUGUUUCACGACAGAGGCCUGCACACAAAAACCCAUGACGUGAAGGCCCAGUCUGACCUGCUGUGCCCCAGUCUCAUCCUUAAUGGCACCUACAAGUGCAUCAAGUGCAGUAAGGUGUUUUCCACUCCGCACGGUUUGGAAGUCCACGUUCGCAGAUCGCACAGCGGCACCAGGCCGUUUGCCUGCGAAAUCUGCGGCAAAACUUUCGGACACGCAGUGAGUCUGGAGCAACACAAGGCUGUGCACUCUCAGGAAAGAAGUUUCGACUGCAAAAUAUGCGGCAAAAGUUUUAAGAGAUCGUCGACUCUGUCGACGCACCUACUCAUCCACUCCGACACUCGGCCGUACCCGUGCCAGUACUGCGGGAAAAGGUUCCAUCAGAAGUCAGACAUGAAGAAACACACGUUCAUUCACACAGGCGAGAAACCACACAAAUGCCAGGUGUGUGGGAAGGCGUUCAGCCAGAGCUCCAACCUCAUCACACACAGCAGGAAACACACCGGAUACAAACCUUUUGGCUGCGAUCUCUGCGGCAAAGGCUUCCAAAGAAAAGUGGACCUGAGGAGACACAAAGAGACGCAGCACGGACUGAAAUGAGGCUCUGGCCAUUUCACCAAACAUGAGUAUUUAAAAACUAAAAAUGACUACGAAAACAUUUUCACGAAUUAUUCGAAAGGACAUUUCUUAGAGAUGAAGACUCUGGUUUAUUUUUACGCUUAAUUUGUAAGUACGUUGAAGAUGUAUUGUAUUAUAUUAUAUAGUUUUAAUAUAAUUAUUUUCCCCAAAUAAAACUAAAUAACGUUUUGAAAACCCAUACAACCAGAGAUAAGCUGUGAGCUAUAAGAAACAGAUCAGUGGCGGUACGUGAUCAAAUAAAUUCAUCGUGUUCACGUGAACUGAUAUGAAUCAGCUUCAGUAGGAAUUUUAACCCAAAAUAUUUAUGGUCGCACUUCAAAAACCGGACCGACACUAAAGUCACCAAGAACAGACGGAAAUCUGCGCCUCUCCAAAGAACGCAGGUAUUUUGUUUUGAAGGGCCCGUGAUGCUGGCACAACAGACUCCUCAGACUGUGUGAUUUUAUAAACAGGACGUUUACUGCCUAUGUGGGAGCUUCACGCUCACCAAGCUGUUAUCGUCGUUCUAAUUUUGCACAUUUUCCCGUAAGACAACCAAAUAAAUGUUUUUUUUCGGAGGCCGCCUGAGUGUUUUACAGAAUAGGUAUAGGCUAUAAUGCUUUGUGUUCAGGUUAUAUAGACAAUAACAUGCAUAACUUAUUAAUAAAAUAAAAUGAGUGAUCAAGCGUUUGUCGCCUAUUAUACGUUUUUAUACAGUAAUGACAUUUUUAUUACGAGUUGCGGCUCAUGUCUUGCCAGUUUCUCCGACUUUUAGCAGUAAAAUACGUUAAACGUCCUUAUUUUAAGCCUACACCCACGAAACAAAUUUAUAUAUAAAUGUGUUUGUGUAUUUAAUUAAAGCCAGCGGCAACAUUUUACCACCUUGUUGCCGUGAUUGUAAAUGCC
This is a messenger RNA of Betta splendens (Siamese fighting fish), 3062 nucleotides long. It is a transcript of the gene gfi1ab, whose product is annotated as growth factor independent 1A transcription repressor b. Gene Ontology annotation, biological process: regulation of transcription by RNA polymerase II. Bases 870 to 2138 code for a protein of 422 amino acids. The record is from RefSeq and is a predicted model, not a curated record. Gene Ontology annotation, molecular function: RNA polymerase II cis-regulatory region sequence-specific DNA binding; DNA-binding transcription factor activity, RNA polymerase II-specific. Lineage: Eukaryota; Metazoa; Chordata; Actinopteri; Anabantiformes; Osphronemidae. The transcript is spliced from 7 exons.